Melanotaenia boesemani (Boeseman's rainbowfish) is the source of this 1512-nucleotide messenger RNA. RefSeq names its product retinol dehydrogenase 8. Gene Ontology annotation, molecular function: estradiol 17-beta-dehydrogenase [NAD(P)+] activity. Bases 175 to 1101 code for a protein of 308 amino acids. The record is from RefSeq and is a predicted model, not a curated record. The transcript is spliced from 7 exons. Gene Ontology annotation, biological process: estrogen biosynthetic process. NCBI's taxonomy places the organism in Eukaryota, Metazoa, Chordata, Actinopteri, Atheriniformes, Melanotaeniidae. Gene Ontology annotation, cellular component: cytoplasm.
CUGAGUUUAUGUAGUUGCGUGUCCCGACGCUCGAAGCUUGGCCGUGUUUGAUAUCUUCAGCUGACAGAAGUAUCGACCCGUUUAUCGCAGCUUUCCUGUUCCGUAUUGUGUAUGAAGAAGGCGCUGCUUACUCUUUAGGGUUUACCUGAACCUCGAGGUCAGAGGUCAACCAGAAUGGGGACCAGGAGGGUACUGGUGACUGGGUGCUCCUCUGGCAUCGGCUUGGCUAUAGCUUUACGGCUGGCUAAAGAUGAGCUUAGAAGAUUUAAAGUGGUUGCCACGAUGAGGGAUCUCGGGAAACGAGGCACCUUGGAGAGAGCAGCAGGUGACUCAUUGAACAAAACCCUGGAAAUCAAGGAGUUGGAUGCAUGUUCUAAAGCCUCCAUCAAAGAGUGUGUCAACAGCUUGCCCAACAGACAAGUAGAUGUUCUGGUGAGUAAUGCUGGUGUCGGUAUGAUCGGACCGCUGGAGUGCCAAAGUAUCACUGCCAUGAAGGAGCUCUUUGACACCAACUUCUUUGGCCUGGUGCGGCUGGUGAAAGAGGUGCUGCCUGACAUGAAGCACCGUCAGAGUGGCCAUAUUGUAGUGAUGAGCAGUGUCAUGGGAAUACAAGGACUUCUGUUCAACGACAUCUAUUCUGCCUCCAAAUUUGCCGUGGAAGGGUUUUGUGAAAGCCUGGCAGUGCAAGCAAUGAAGUUUAACAUCAAGACUACGCUAGUGGAACCUGGUCCGGUGGUAACAGAGUUUGAAAGAAAAGUCUAUGAAGAUGCUGAGAAGAUGGAUCUGUCGGAGACAGAUGAGGAGACUGCCAGGAUCUUCCGUGAAAUUUACCUGCCUUACUCUAGGAAGGUCUUUAACUCAUUGGGCCAGACAACAGAGGAAGUGGCUGAGCAAACAUAUAAAGUGAUCACAGCCAAGGAGCCUCCUCUGCGCCACCAGACAAACCGCCUGUACAUGCCCAUGACAGCGCUGAAGCAUGCAGACCCGACUGGCAGGCUGCCCCUGGACACUUUCUAUAAGAUGGUUUUUAAACAUGACAGCGUGUUCAAUGCAACUCUUGGGGUUCUGCGCAUGUUGCAGAGGAGAGGAGGGAAGAAAUAAUUGUUUUGCUGUUGUACAGACCUAAAAAUGCUUCAUUAAAAAAUAACAUUCAACUGAAAAGGGAGUAAGACUUCCUGUAGUAGCUGAGGAGCAGUAAAAGUGGUGCUGGCUUUUUGAUAAGUAUUCUUCAAUGAUUUUUCUGUGAUGACUUUGUUGCUUCCUGUUAAUUGUUUAAAAUUUGAUCUUAAAUUCAUUGUAACAAACUGACUUGUUUUGUGGGAAACGGAAGCAGAUAAAAAAUGUUUAAUUUAGUAUAAUGGUAUUAGCAUUUAGUUCAUUUUAAACUAAAAGAUAUUAAAGAAUAGUACCAUGUUGUACAUGUAAGAAAUAGAUUAAUCAGUCAUUAACCUUUUGGAAAAUAAAAUAUCCAAUUUCAAACAGAAUAAAAAAGUAAAAAAAAGUUUGACAUCA